Messenger RNA from Stegodyphus dumicola, 788 nucleotides. RefSeq names its product elongator complex protein 3 (gene Elp3). Gene Ontology annotation, biological process: tRNA wobble base 5-methoxycarbonylmethyl-2-thiouridinylation. Gene Ontology annotation, cellular component: nucleus; cytoplasm; elongator holoenzyme complex. The record is from RefSeq and is a predicted model, not a curated record. Gene Ontology annotation, molecular function: acyltransferase activity, transferring groups other than amino-acyl groups; iron-sulfur cluster binding. NCBI's taxonomy places the organism in Eukaryota, Metazoa, Arthropoda, Arachnida, Araneae, Eresidae.
GUGUUAAAUGUAAAAUUUCAUCAAAAUAUGGUCUGGAGUCUCAGCCACGCUUAGUGGAUAUAAUAGCUGCCGUUCCCAAUGAAUAUAAAAAGGCUCUUCUUCCAAAAUUAAAAGCCAAACCUAUUCGAACAGCUAGUGGGAUUGCAGUAGUUGCUGUCAUGUGCAAACCACAUCGCUGUCCACACAUUAAUAUGACUGGAAAUGUUUGUGUAUAUUGCCCCGGUGGACCUGAUUCUGAUUUUGAAUAUUCAACUCAAUCAUACACUGGUUAUGAGCCAACAUCUAUGAGAGCUAUUAGAGCAAGGUAUGAUCCUUUUCUGCAAACUAGACACAGACUUGAACAGUUGAAGCAGCUAGGUCAUGAUGUUGAUAAAGUAGAGUUUAUUGUAAUGGGAGGAACUUUUAUGGCUCUUCCUGAGGACUAUCGUGAUUAUUUUAUUAGAAAUCUGCAUGAUGCAUUAUCUGGGCAUUCAAGUACAUGUGUAGAAGAAGCAGUUAAAUACAGUGAGAGAUCAAAAACAAAAUGUAUAGGAAUAACAAUAGAAACACGACCAGAUUAUUGUUUAAAAAGACAUCUCAGUGAUAUGCUGAAAUAUGGAUGCACAAGACUGGAAAUAGGAGUCCAAAGUGUUUAUGAAGAUGUAGCUCGAGACACAAAUAGGGGUCAUACUGUAAAAGCAGUUUGUGAGACCUUCCAAUUAGCCAAAGAUUGUGGCUUUAAAGUAGUCGUUCAUAUGAUGCCUGAUCUCCCUAAUGUUGAUUUUGAAAGAGAUAUUGAACAAUUUAUU